Molecule: messenger RNA, 1387 nt
Organism: Papaver somniferum (opium poppy)
Lineage: Eukaryota; Viridiplantae; Streptophyta; Magnoliopsida; Ranunculales; Papaveraceae
Product: nitronate monooxygenase-like
Exons: 5
Coding region: 73-1113 (346 amino acids)
Molecular function (GO): nitronate monooxygenase activity
Source: RefSeq, a predicted model, not a curated record
UCUCCCUUCCCAAAUAGUUAGCAAGUAUACACUUUCAGAGAUCUAAAUUUAGAUUCAGAUUAGUAUUACCAGAUGGGUUUCGCUAGUGCUUUAGGAUGGGACAACGGUAUCGUGUUGGCCCCAAUGGGAGCUGAUAUUUCCGGUCCAAAACUUGUUGCAGCUGUGGCCAAUGCUGGAGGCGUUGGUUUAUUGGCUAGCCCUGUUAAUAUGUAUGAUGCGACAUUGAAGGCUAUAAGGGAUACUAAGAAACUCACUAAUAAGCCAUUCGGAGCUGGUAUCUUGUUGGAAUUUGAUCAAACUCAUACUGUCAGGGCAAUUUUCGAAGAGAAACUCGCAUGCAUGCAAGUUUUCUGGGGGGACUAUCCCAAAGAGAUGGUGGAUGAAGCACAUAAAAAUGGAGUCCAGAUCUUGCACCAGGUUGGUUCAAUUGCGGAUGCAGAAAAAGCAAUUGCUGCAGGUGUUGAUUGUAUCAUCGCACAGGGGGUAGAAGCCGGAGGACAUGUCAUCGGCAAUGUCAGUUGGCAUGCUUUGGUUCCAAGAAUCGUCGAUUUAAUCGGUGACAAGAAUAUAACAGUUGUUGCUGCUGGAGCUAUUGCAGACCCCCGUGGUUUUGUGGGUGCCAUAUCACUUGGAGCUAAAGGAAUUUGCAUGGGAACAAGAUUCAUAGCUACCAAAGAGUCGUAUGCACAUGAUUACUACAAGGAACAACUGCUCAAGUAUACUGGAGAUGAUACCGAUUACACAGACCUAUACAGUCGUGAAAGCUGGAGAGCACCAACUCGUGUUCUUAACACCCCUUUCCACCAGAAAUGGAAACCAGCGCCGGAGGAUGUUGAGAAUAAUGCAGAGCAACCUAUUAUUGGAUACUCGAUCAUUUAUGGAGGGGAAACAGUUUUACGUCGUUUUGCAGGACAAGUAGCAAACAAAACAACAGCCGGGGAAGUUGAAAAUAUGGUCAUGUAUGCAGGACAGGGUGUCGGACAUGUGAACGAUAUUCUUCCUGCGGGUGACAUUGUUAAGAAUUUCAUUGAGGGUGCUGAAAUGAUCAUCAAGGAACUUGGAAACAAGUAUGCAACAAUAGAUGAUGGAGUUGCUGCCAUUUCACUUGCAUAACUGAAUUUUGAUUGGAAUUAAUAAGCUUAACUUUUUUAGUCUCUUCUGAGAUUCUUAAAAGUUAAAUUGAGAGAUGUGUGUGUAAUGUUGGUCAAAAUGGUUCAAGCCUUCUAUUGUUGUUCGAGACUCUAUUCCUUUAAGUAUGGUGUUGGAGUACUCUACAGAUCGGGUAUUGUUUUAAUUAGGUUUGUUGGGUCAACUGUACUAGUUCAUCCUUGUUUUCUUGUUUCGUGUCGUUUAAUUUGUUUCGUAAAUUCACAUUCCAAUGUUAUUA